AUGCCAGAGAACAAGAAGUCGAUACGCUUUUGGGGCAUUUUCGUUGCGUUAUGUAUCUUGUCCUUUAUCUCCGCCCUUGAUGUCGCAAUUAUCAUGACGGCGUUACCUACAGUAACAGCAGAGAUAGGGGGCGCCGAAAAGUAUGUCUGGAUUGCCAAUUCAUUCGUCGUUGCCUCGUCGGUCCCACAGCCCCUGUUCGGACAGUUCGCAAACGUGUUCGGUCGCAGGCUGCCUUUCAUCGCAUCUACAGUCUUGUUCGCGCUCGGCAGCGGUGUUGCAGGAGGUGCUUCCAACGUAGGAAUGCUCAUCGCAGGUCGAACGAUACAAGGAGUGGGGGCAGGCGGCAUUUACGUUCUUCUCGAUAUCGUGUGCUGCGAUCUGGUGCCUCUGCGGGAGCGGGGGAAAUAUCUAGGAUUGAUGUUUAGCUGGUCCGGUCUAGCAGCAGGAAUGGGACCUGUUGUUGGAGGAGCAUUGGCCGAAGCAAAUUGGCGGUGGAUCUUCUAUUUGAAUAUUCCUAUAUGCAGCGUUGCGCUCGUCGCAAUACUGCUAUUCAUGCGACUGCAGAAGCAUACCGAGAAGCAGGAGAUUGAUGUUCUGGGCAACCUCAUAUUCAUACCGAGCGUUCUGGCGGUGUUACUGGGCCUGGUUAUGGGCGGUAUUGAAUAUCCCUGGUCUUCGUGGCGUGUCAUACUCCCUUUGGUACUGGGUGGCAUAGGCUGGAUCGCUUUCCACAUACAGCAGCACUUUGCAACCUACCCCAGUGUGCCGGAGCGACUCUUCAGCAAUCGAACCUCAGCAACCGCCUUUGCGCUGACGUUCCUGUCAUCAAUCCUCGUACAGGCGUCCGGUUACUUCUUGCCAGUAUUUUUCCAAGCCGUACUCGGAACAACAGUUGUGCGUUCUGGCGUCAACUUCCUUCCACUGGCGUUCGGAAUGCUCGUUUUUGCUGUCAUUGCAGGCGUGCUGAUGGAGAAGCUCAACCAGUACAAAAUGCUGCAUGCUGCAUCUUUUGCAACGGCCGCCAUUGGAUUUGGUCUGCUAACGCUCUUGGAUGAGAGCACAGUGAGGUGGGCAAUUUUCCAGCUCAUUGUCGGCGCCGGUCUAGGCAUGUCUCUAUCGACGCUACUCCCGGCUAUCAUGGCCGGUUUGCCUGAGACGGACGUCGCUUCCUCGACAGCAACAUACAGUUUCGUGCGGACAUUUGGUUACGUUUGGGGGGUUACCAUCGCUGCUACUAUAUUCAACCGCGUUUUCGACCAAAAUCUGGCACUGAUAUCGUCACCAACGUUACGAGAGCAGUUAUCUGGUGGGCAAGCGUAUGGCUUUGCGAGCCAGGCGCGCGUCGUGCGGGGAACUAUCGCACCUAACAUCUGGGUCGAGGUGAUCGAAGUAUAUCGGCGCAGUCUUCGCACGAUAUGGUGGCUGGGCAUGGGUAUUAGCAUCGUGUGUUUCUGCUUGGUUUGGGUUGAAAGAAGCAUUCCCCUGAGAAAGGAGCUAGACACUCAAUAUGGACUUGACGCUAAGACGCACGAUGAUCCACAAGAGGGCGAAAAAAGCAAUAACCUAACAGCAUAA
This is a messenger RNA of Alternaria atra, 1575 nucleotides long. RefSeq lists its product as uncharacterized. Gene Ontology annotation, molecular function: transmembrane transporter activity. The transcript has a single exon. Gene Ontology annotation, biological process: transmembrane transport. The coding region runs from base 1 to 1575 and encodes 524 amino acids. The record is from RefSeq and is a predicted model, not a curated record. Lineage: Eukaryota; Fungi; Ascomycota; Dothideomycetes; Pleosporales; Pleosporaceae.